Messenger RNA from Poecile atricapillus (Black-capped chickadee), 3166 nucleotides. It is a transcript of the gene AATF, whose product is annotated as apoptosis antagonizing transcription factor. Gene Ontology annotation, biological process: regulation of transcription by RNA polymerase II. Gene Ontology annotation, cellular component: nucleolus; nucleus. The record is from RefSeq and is a predicted model, not a curated record. Lineage: Eukaryota; Metazoa; Chordata; Aves; Passeriformes; Paridae. Bases 25 to 1728 code for a protein of 567 amino acids. The transcript has 12 exons.
CCCGCGCUCCCGCGCUCCCCCAAGAUGGCGGCGCCCUUGGCGCUGCAGCUGCAGGAGCUGCUGGACCCCCGGCCCGGGCUGCGGGACCCCGAGGAUGAUGCGGAGGAAGCUACUGUUGCUAAAGUGAUUGACAGAUUUGAGGAUGAAACCACGGAUGACAUUCUGCCUGUUGGCAAUAUCAGGAAAAGAGCUUCAGCCUCUCUCCUGGAAGCUGAUAAGAGGUACAGUGGGAAAGCCACAUCUCGGAAAGCUCUGCAGGAAGAGCUCUGGGGAGAUGCUCUGUCUGAAGAAGGAUCUGCUGAAGAAGCAUUAGAUGACUGGUACAGUGACAGUGAAGGCUCAGAAGAGGAGGACAGUGUUGGCCCUAAGGCCAGGGGGAAGCCCAGCAGUGCUGGCAGUGAGCAGGAAGAUGACUUGGAGGAUGAUGGAGAGAAGGAGCCACCUGUCAAGGCCAAGACACCGAAGUUCAGCUUCCAGAAUAUCACAGACUUCGAGAAGUUUACAGAGGGGAUGGACGAUGCAGGGAGCAGUGAAGGGGAGGAUGAAGAUGAGGAUGAGGAUAAAGAUGAUGCUGACAUGGAAGAAGGGAGUGAGGAGGAGGAGGAAUUUGGGAGUGAAAACCAGGAUGACGAAAAAGAAACCAAAGACAGCGAAGAUGAUGGGGGAGUGCUGACCUUCUCCAGAGGACAGGAGUCUGAAGAGGUGGAGAAGGGCAAAGCUGUGAGGAACCAGCUAGCCCUGUGGGAUCAGCUGAUGGAAGGGAGGAUCAAGAUGCAGAAGGUGCUCAUGACAGCCAACAGGAUGCCCCAGCCAGACACCUACCCCAGGUUCAGGAAGGAGGGGGGCCAGGAAUUUGACAACGCUGUGGAGAACUGUUGUAAAGCCCUGGAGGCCUUGCUGAAAGUGCUGGUGGAACUUCAGGAUGAGCUGCUUUAUCAGUACCCAGGCACAAGGCAUCUGGUCGAUGGAAAGCAAGCAAAAACUGAGAGUGAGGAUGAAAUCCCGAGCAGCAGCGAUGAGGAGCCAGUGGAGAAGGUUCAGGAGAAGAGGAGGAGCCUCCCCAAACGGAAGCUGAAGUUUGAGGAGUACCCUGAGUUCAUAGCCAAGCGCUACAAGGACUUCAGGACCUACAGGAACAGCACCCUGCAGAAGUGGCAUGACAAGACAAAGCUGGCAAUGGGCAAAAUGGGGAAGGGCUUCGGAGCCUUCGAGCGCUCGGUGCUGGCGCAGAUCGAUCACGUCCUGCUGGACAGGGAGCGAUUGCUGCGGCGCACCCAGACCCGCCGCUCCCUCUACACCGUGCUGGGCAAGCAGGAGCAGCAGCCUGCCCCAGCCCCUCAGCCUGGGCCUGACAACUCGGAAGUCCUCCCUCCCUCAGAUUCCAACAGGCACCUGAAGGACAUCGAUGAGGAGAUAUUUGAUGAUGAUGACUUUUAUCACCAGCUCCUGCGAGAGCUGAUCGAGCGUAAAACCACUUCCCUGGACCCCAACGACCAGGUGGCCAUGGGCAGGCAGUGGUUGGCCAUCCAGAAGUUACGGAGCAAAAUAAAGAAGAAAGUGGACAGAAAAGCCAGCAAAGGAAGGAGAAUCAGGUACCAUGUCCACAGCAAGCUGGUGAGCUUCAUGGCACCUAUUGACCAGUGCACAAUGAAUGAUGAUGCCAGGACGGAGCUUUAUCGGUCGCUGUUUGGAAAAGUCAGGAACGGAGAAGAGCUGGAGCAGAAUUAGGACCUGGGGUUGAGCUCCUGGUGUUCUCCCAGCUGGUUCUGCCCUCAGCUGCUCCCUCAGGCUGCCCAGGAGCAGAGCCAGCUCUCUCCAGCCUCUGCUUUGUCCCUAAAAUCCUCCCUGAAGGAGCAUCAAACCCUGUGAAGUCAGAGAAAAGAGUGAGCCUGGCUGAACACCCCCUGACCAGCCUGGAGUGCUUCCUCCCGAAGACAAUCCAUUUUUAACUAUUCCCUUUCAAUUCCUGACCUUGAUUUUGCAUCCUGGGCACAGUGUGGGGGAGGGACACGAUCCAUCCCCCCCUGGUUGUGUUAAAACCUUGGAGAUUUGGGGGCUGGGGGGGUUCAGUGCCCUGUUCUGGUGCUUGGCUGCAUAUUGGGAGUGUGUGAAUUCAUUUUUCACCAGUCAAGAGGAUUUAAAUGUCAUUUCCAUAAUUAACAUGGCCUUAAAACAGAGGAAAGGUGCUCCUGUGCAGGCACCAGGGCUCCCAGUUCCCAUUCUGGUUGCUGAGCACACACAGGGACGUUUGCUGCUCCUGACACGGGAUGUGCCAGGAUGAUGCUGCUGGGGAAGCUCCCAGGGACCUCUCCAGCACGGGCAGGGUCCCAGCCUGGGACAGGUGAGGGGUGUGGGGGCUUUGCAGUAAAUCCCCAUGAAGGGAAUUUGGGAGCUGCCCUGAUCCAUCAGACCUGGGAUUUCUCUGGUGUCACUGAUUGCCACGCCUUGUGCCAGAGUUACCCCGUCCCUGGCUGGGCUUUGGGCUCCAAUUUGGGUAAUUAAAGAGGUUUGUGAGCUGCUUGUCCCAGUGUGAUCCGUGCAGGAAUGGCCCCAGGAUCCCUCCUGCCCUAUGGGAACACAUCAGGGUUCCUUCAGAAGGCCAGAUGCCAGGUGAGGAUUGACUUUGGGUGGAGCAGAGCUUUCAGGGGUGAAUAAAUCUCUGCUCCCUCCAAGAGGAGCUGCAGCUCCCAGGAAAAGGCAUCGAUUUCCCUUCCCUCUCCUCCCUCCCCAGCUCUGGCCAGGCAGAAAAGCAGCAGGAUUUCAGGAUUUCAGGAGCCACUGGUGACCGUGGGGGGGAUGUCAGUGUCCCCCAGAGCCCAUCCCAGAGCUGCGGUCCCUGCCCCAGCUGUGCCAGCCUCCCCUGCCUCUCCCGUGUCCUCUGCAGCCACAGCUCCGGGGCUCUCGGUGCUUUUUGCUGUUCUGUUUCUGGCUGUAAUGUUAAAAGGGUAAUUCCAACCACUUUAAAUGCGAUAACUUCUCGCCAGCAUUGUUGGAGGAGAUAAGAGCCCGAGCCGCGCUAAGCACGGCUUUGGAAUUCACUUAUCAGUGUGGAAGCAGCCGGUUCUCCAUCCCCAUCCCUGCCAGCACCUGGGCUGGGGACAUGGGGACAGCCUGGGCUGGGGACACGGGGACAGCCUGGGCUGGGGACAUGGGGACAGCUGGGGCC